AAAAAACAAAAAAGAUCUAAAAAACCAAAAUAUAUAAGUUAAAAUUUAAAAGCAACAACUACAUUGUUGUUGCUGUUAAAUAUUUAUAACCAAAAAAAAAGAGCAAACAAACAACAACAAUAAUAAGCCAUCAAAUAAUAAUCUUGACGUAAUCGCCGCAAAAAUAUUUAACGACGUCGCCAAAACGUCGACAAACGCGACAAAAGAUAAACGAAACAAUUCAACAACAACAACAAAAAAUAUAGCAACAAUAAUAAAAUUAUACGAGUACGUAGAUAAAUACGAGUACAAAACAUUCAAAAACCCAUCACCAAACCGAUUGGCGGUAUAAAAUUACGUUGAGAGGAAUAAAGUUUGUAGAGCCGAUCAAAGUGGAAUAAAUAAAAAAAUAAAAUUAUACAGAAAUGAUCAGUAAGCCUUAUCUACAUACAAACGUACACAUAUGCAUAUGUUUUCUAUAGAUUUAAACAACAUUCAAACUGGAUAAAUUAAAACAUUACGUCAUUAUUUGGACCUCAACAGUAGGAACAAAACCACCGCUGUUAAGAAAAUCUAGACAAAAUCACCACCGAUUACGUCCCCGUUCAAUUAAAUUCGAGCCAGUUUAAUUUAAAGUGUAGUUCGCUGUUUGGUGUAGGCUCGCGUGUAAACACGCAUUUAAUUACAGCCUUAAAUCAAAUUUCAGCUUAAAUAACAAACAAAAAAACACACAAACAACAUACUCUGGCAGAAACACGUUGAUCAACAGAGAAAUAAGUAAGAAACACUUGGAUCGCUGAAAGACACGACGAAGAGUUGUUGGUUAGUAGUCUAACUGAUACUGAAGUGUUGUCUCUAACAGCUAGAAAAUAUCCAAACUGAAGCAAUUGUCGGAAGACGUGACGGUGCUGUUGAAGAUCGAAAAAAUGGACAGCAUCGUAGAGGAGAAUGGCAACUCCUCAAAUAAUAUUGAUGAUACAAAUACAUCAGGAACUGGUGGCGGAGGUGUGGGCCAUAAUUUAACUAUAACAGCGUCACAACAAAAUCCCCAGCAACAUCCAUCCCAACAACAGCAACAACCUGCAGCGGUACAAUCGACACAACAACAAAUAAAUUUAACAAAUUCAAAUAGCCAAAAUAUAGCGCCUCCACCACAAAACCAGAUUCCCGUACCAGCCUCAGUAGCUGCUGCUGUAGCCGCUGGUACCGUUUUAACCACCACCUCAAAUGUUGUACAAUAUUUAUCCAAUAAUCCACAUGGUCUGCCGGUGCAAUCCGUCAUACAAGCAGCCAAUCAAUCUUCGGUCAUUCAAACUGCUGCCGGUAAUAAUACACAGACACCUGUUGCCAUACCCAAGGGUCUUUUAUAUGUUAAUAAACCAAAUACCACUGUUAUACACACAACAUCAGGCAAUGCUGUCCAACUUCCUCCACAUUUUCAAUGCAAGAUAAAACCAGAACCGAACACACACCACCUCGACACAAACAGUGAAGAUAGUUUUACUGAUGAGGACUCUCCUCGCGGCCGAAGAGAACUUACACGACGACCUUCGUACAAUAAAAUCUAUUCGGAAAUAAGUGGUCCCGAUAUAUCAGCUGGAACGAAUAUGCAAAUGUCAGAAAGUGUUGGUUUACCCGCCUUGGCACCUAAUUCGGCAGGACCUACAGCUGGUUCCCUAAUACAUUUACAGCCAGAGAACACGCCAGCAUUUUAUUUACCCAAUAGAAUGCCAUACAAUCCUAACAACAAUGUCAUUGCCGAGGAUCAGACGAGAAAACGUGAAAUACGCCUGCAGAAGAAUCGGGAAGCGGCCCGUGAGUGUCGUCGAAAAAAGAAGGAAUACAUCAAGUGCCUGGAGAAUCGUGUGGCGGUGCUGGAAAACCAAAAUAAGGCUCUGAUCGAAGAGUUGAAAUCGCUCAAAGAGCUCUAUUGUCAAACCAAAAAUGAUUGAGAAAAACCUC
Molecule: messenger RNA, 1941 nt
Organism: Lucilia cuprina (Australian sheep blowfly)
Lineage: Eukaryota; Metazoa; Arthropoda; Insecta; Diptera; Calliphoridae
Gene: CrebB
Product: cyclic AMP response element-binding protein B
Exons: 6
Coding region: 906-1931 (341 amino acids)
Biological process (GO): regulation of transcription by RNA polymerase II
Cellular component (GO): transcription regulator complex; nucleus
Molecular function (GO): protein binding; DNA-binding transcription factor activity, RNA polymerase II-specific; RNA polymerase II cis-regulatory region sequence-specific DNA binding
Source: RefSeq, a predicted model, not a curated record